AUGCUGAGGGCCGCCCGAUUAAGUUUGAGACCUGGCUCGAUGAUCUGCACCUGUUCCUCCAGCUCACUGCCAGAGAGGAUAUCUCGCUCUGCACUAGGCCGCCUCUCGCUUCCCUACCUGUUCCCCGACCUGUCCGCCUUCCAGACAGUCGCUGACCUCAUCACUCACCUCCGCACUAGUGAUGCCCGCUUCCGUGCAGCCAUGCCCGCUGAGUUUCUUGCCUCCAACCCUCCCCCGCUCUGGCUCACUCUCUACCACCUAGUCACCCGCCUCCCUGACACUCUGCGUACAGUCAGGGACCACUUCCUAGCUCGCUGCCCCACUGAGCUCACCAUUACCGCCCUAGAGAAGGAACUACUUGCAGUUGAGAAGAGUAUUGUAGCUGUAGGUACCUCUCGUGGCGACCCCCGCACCCCUUUCUUCGAGGGGUGUUCCCCCUCCCCCCUGCUCCCCUCUGUCGCCUCUGCUGCUGCUGUCGACCUCCUUGGUGCUGAGCAGGUCGGCUCUGCGUCCGCUCCCAGCGGGCGUCGCAGCGGCAAGGGCAGGGGAGGCAAGGGCGGUGGGGGUGACGGCGGGGGAGGCGGUGGUGGGGGUGGUGGCGGCGGUGGGGGUGGUGGCGGGGCUGGAGGGGCAGCGGUGGGAGUGGUGGAGGCAGCGGCGGCGGCGGUGGCCGGGGUGGGGGCGGUGGUGGUGGCGGCAGUGGACGUGGAGGCGGCAAGGGCGGUGGUGGUCGUGGUGGAGGCGGCGGUGGUGGUCGUGGAGGCUCUGGCACUGGCCAGAGCGCGCAGCACCCUCAGUCCUCCCAGGAGCUUCGUGAGUGUGGGCUGA
This is a messenger RNA of Closterium sp. NIES-65, 828 nucleotides long. The record is from the annotation of a GenBank genome assembly. Lineage: Eukaryota; Viridiplantae; Streptophyta; Zygnematophyceae; Desmidiales; Closteriaceae.